Messenger RNA from Helicoverpa armigera (cotton bollworm), 3063 nucleotides. RefSeq lists its product as uncharacterized. Lineage: Eukaryota; Metazoa; Arthropoda; Insecta; Lepidoptera; Noctuidae. Gene Ontology annotation, molecular function: nucleic acid binding. The record is from RefSeq and is a predicted model, not a curated record.
AUGCAUAUUUACUUACUGAACUUCAGGAAUGUAAACAGGGAUCAAAAGAAACAGUCACCCAGAAAUAUAUAUAAAGCCGACACUCAAAAUUCUCUGAAACAUAGAACUACUAAUUCCACUGAAUCUACUAAAUCCACUGAAUCUACUAAAUCUACUAAAUCCACUGAAUCUACUAAACCUACUAAAUCCACUGAAUCUACUAAAUCUACUAAAUUCACUGAAUCUACUAAAUCCACCGAAUCGACUAAAUCCACUGAAUCUACUGAGCCUACUAAGCCCACCGAAUCUGCUAAAUUCACUGAAUCUGCUAGACCUACUCAAUCUGCUACAUCCACUGAAUUUAUCAGACCCACUGAAUCCUCUAAAUUCACUAAAUCAACUAUACUCGCUGAAUCUACUAAAUCCACUGCUCCUAUCGAUUCUAAUACUAAAUUCUCUGAUUCUAAACUCCAAUCCGCUGACUCGACUUUGACAAACCUCCAAAAACCUGAAAAGGAAAAGACUAAUAAAUUUGGAUCGUCCCCAAAACUUGAUGCGUCCGGGCAACGGAAAUGGCGAAUAGUCAUUGACUACCGGAAAUUAAACGACAUAACUAUUGGUGAUAGCUAUCCUAUACCACAAAUUUCGGAAAUUCUAGAUCAACUUGGUCAAAGCAAGUACUUCUCAACUCUUGACCUCACAUCCGGUUUCCAUCAAAUUUUAAUUAACGAAGAAGACGCACCCAAAACUGCUUUUAGUGUACCUCAGGGACACUUCCAAUUCACCAGAAUGCCAUUCGGUCUAAAAUGCCCUGCUACCUUCCAAAGACUAAUGAAUACGGCUCUAUCGGGACUUCAAGGUAUGCGCUGUUUCGUCUAUCUCGAUGACAUCGUUAUCUAUUCCCAUGAUCUUAGCUCCCAUAUCGAGAACCUAUCGUCGGUAUUUCAAAGGCUUCGAGAUUUUAAUCUCAAACUUCAACCCGAUAAAUGUGAGUUUCUUCGACGUGAAGUCGCAUAUCUUGGCCAUCUUAUUACUGAAGAAGGAGUAAAACCCAACCCGGAAAAGGUGAAAGCGGUUACAGAAUUUCCCACUCCUAAAUCGCCAAAGGAUAUAAAAUCCUUUCUUGGCCUAGUUUCUUACUAUCGUCGCUUUAUACCCGAAUUCUCGAAAAUUGCUAAAUCAUUGACUAAACUCCUGAAAAGGAUGCCCUUUUAUUUGGGAAAAUCAACAACAAAUUGCUUUGACAAUCUUAAGUACAAGCUUACCACUGCCCCUGUUCUCAUGUAUCCAGAUUUUACAAUCCCCUUCAUUCUUACUUGCGACGCCUCUAACUAUGCCAUCGGCGCUGUCCUUAGUCAAGGCCCUAUUGGCAAAGAUAGGCCCAUAGCCUACGCUUCUCGUACACUCAACAAAAGCGAGUGUAACUACAGUACUACCGAAAAGGAACUGUUGGCAAUUAUCUUUGGUUGUAAAACAUUUCGUCCAUAUCUUUACGGACGAAAAUUUCAAAUAGUAACUGAUCAUAGACCAUUGAAAUGGCUUUUCAACCAUAAAGAUCCAAGCAGCAAAUUACAAAGAUGGCGUCUAAAAUUAGAGGAAUAUGAAUAUGAAAUUACUUAUCAAAAAGGCAAACUUAACGCCGCCGCAGACGCUUUGUCCCGUUAUCCCGUAAAUCCGGUAAAUAGUGACGAUAUACUUAAUCCUGACGAAAACAUUAGUCCAUUUAACAACGAUCCCGAGUUUACUCCUCCAAACUUACCAAGUCCUAUCCUAGAUCCGGAAUCAGAAUCGACCAUAAAUCCUUUCCAAAACCCUUCACGAGAAUUACCAUCCCUAGGACCAAUUCCUUCUCCUAAUUUUGACCAAAAUAAUGAUUCUACUACAAAUGUUAAUAACAGAGACCUAUUAGAAACACUUAACGCUCCUGACGAUAAUUAUUCUAAAUUCUUAAAAAUCAUGAAUAACCGAAAUUUUGUAUCCAACGCCAAAAUUCUAGAAUCUAACGCCAGCAUUCUAACAUCCUCGGACAAAACUAUAGUUAUUCCUACAUCCAUCGACCUUGAUGAAGCAAACCCUCAUGUAGGAGAGAUCCUAGAAGAAAAAGCAAAUAAGGAAGAAAUUAUUAAUAAAGAAAGAACAUUACAUUCAUUUUUAAAUUUCGAACACCAGGGCCGAACGGUGUAUUUUCUGUUUAUCAAAGUAAAUCAUUUUGAUAACGCUUCAUAUGAAGAUAUUUAUAUCAGCCUCAAAAAUCUACGAAAUGAAUUAAUUAUUACUAAUCCUCUAACUAACUUAAGCAUCACAGACUUCAAAAAUCCUUUUGACUCGCAUUCAUACACUAAGUUAUAUAAUAUAAUUCAAUAUCUAUUUCAUAAUGUAGACGCGUUUAUCACUAUUCACAGAAACACCAUAAUAUUCCCAACUCUGAGCGAAAUAAAGAAAAUUCUUCGUGAAAAUCACGAUAUACCUAUUGCCGGCCAUUUAGGAACAAUUAGAAUGCUUAAUAGAAUUAAAGAAAAAUACUAUUGGAAAGGCAUGCGCAAUGACAUAGAAAAUUAUGUCAAAUCAUGUAAACUAUGUCAAGAAAACAAAGCCCUUAGAAGAAGUAAUAAAUCACCUAUGCAGAUAACUACCACCUCCACUGCUCCAUUUCAACGAAUUGCCAUGGACAUUGUUGGUCCACUACCCGAAGCAAGCUUAGCAAAAUUAAAAUAUAUAUUGACGUUACAGGACGACCUUACUAAAUUUUCGUUAGCCUAUCCCAUACGGUCAACGACCGCAGAAGAAACAAGUGACUGCCUUUACACUUUAUUUCUUUAUUCGGCAUACCUAAAACUAUUUUGACUGAUCAAGGAACAAACUUUACCGCUGACCUCUUCAAGAAAACUUGCGAGUUUUUAAAAAUCAAACAAUUAUGGGCGAGUCCCUAUCAUCCGCAAACACAGGGUGCCCUUGAACGUAGUCACGCAACAUUAAAAGAAUAUCUUAAAUCAUUUGUUAAUAACGAACAAGACAAUUGGCAUCGUUACGUCUACACUGCUAUAAUGACUUAUAAUACCACCGUCCAUUGCACUACUAAUUACA